AGGUCGCUGGAGUAAAAUAGAAAUUGGCGACCACGAAAGCACGAAGGAUUUUUCAGUUUCACAAACCCAUCUAUUUUCCUCUCACUUUCUCCGUUCCCAAACACAAACAGCAAAAUGGUGGGAACAACAACCUUCAAUGUGUCACCGUCCUCUUCUAUCUUCAGGCGUACUUCAUCGUUGCUGAAACUCCCAUCACGCCCGUCCGUCCUCCCAAUGCGUUUUCUUCCUAAAACACCUUCUCGCCCCAGAAUUUACAGGAUUUGCGCUCUGUCCAGUAACGAUAUCAAGGUGGGUACCAACAUUGAGGUCGAUGGAGCUCCUUGGCGAGUUUUAGAGUUUCUUCACGUGAAACCAGGAAAGGGGGCGGCAUUUGUGAGGACAAAACUUCGCAAUUACAUAACAGGGAACACAGUUGAGAAAACCUUUCGAGCUGGAAGUACGAUUGAUGAGGCAGAUGUUUUUAAGGAAUCUAAGCAGUUUACAUACAAAGAUGGUUCUCAGUUUGUCUUCAUGGACCUGAGUACAUUUGAAGAAACUCGUCUUAAUGAAUCAGAUGUUGGGGACAAGACAAAGUGGCUGAAAGAGGGGAUGGACUGCAAUUUGCUAUCUUGGAAAGGAAAGAUUAUUGAUUUAGAACUUCCCAUCACAGUUCAGCUUACAGUGGUUGAUGUUGAUCCAGGCGUAAAAGGUGACACUGCUUCAGGUGGUGGAUCCAAACCAGCAACUGUUGACACUGGCGCAGUUGUCAGUGUUCCACUUUUUGUUAAUGUAGGUGACGAGAUUUUGGUGGACUCAAGAACCGGGCAAUAUAUGAGCCGCGCUUGAGUGUUUGCUUGGAGAACUCUUACCAUCAACAAAGUCUUCAAAAGAUGUUCUUAUUUUGUUAAUGAUUUCGUAAUGGUCAAAAUUGUGUAUUCAUUUGAAGAUUCUUGUAGCCACGGACCCUUUGUUUUCAAUGGUUAGAACCCAGAAACCACGAGGCUAACAUAGCUACGUGCAAUUAGAAACAGUCUUCCGAAGUCAGAAUUGCAUCCAAAUUCAUUAGGGGUGGAUCUCAAUCCUGCAAUGGAAUGUAUGUCAUAUAUGGUCACCUACAAAACAUGGACCCUGGCAAGUGGAGGAGGGUUUAAUAUUAGAGAGACUCUUCCAAUCUAAGGUACCUGUUUUAAA
Messenger RNA from Rubroshorea leprosula, 1170 nucleotides. The record is from the annotation of a GenBank genome assembly. Lineage: Eukaryota; Viridiplantae; Streptophyta; Magnoliopsida; Malvales; Dipterocarpaceae.